Messenger RNA from Lactuca virosa, 321 nucleotides. The record is from the annotation of a GenBank genome assembly. NCBI's taxonomy places the organism in Eukaryota, Viridiplantae, Streptophyta, Magnoliopsida, Asterales, Asteraceae.
AUGGACAUUGAUGGACAACUUGUCCUCCUCAAUGAAGAAAAGGUGGAAUAUUUUAAAAAAGCAAUUGAAGAUAUGGCUUCUGGAAGUUUGUGUUGUGUUGCUAUUGCAUACAGACCAUGUGAAGCAGAAACUGUUCCAACUGGCGAAGAUGAGCUGGCACAAUGGGAGCUACCUGAGGGUGAUCUUGUCUUGCUGGAAAUUGUUGGUUUAAAGGAUCCAUGUCGGAAAGGUGUCAGAGAGGCUGUUGAACUGUGCGUAAAGGCUGGUGUGAAGAAUGUGGAAUUUUGGCAUCAAAUGCUGAUGCAGAAGAGCACAAUCUAA